AUGACGUCACCUUGGCCAUUCGUCGCUUGGGGCAUGGAUGUCAUAGGGCCAAUUGAGCCAGCUGCGUCAAACAAACAUCGCUUCAUUUUGGUCGCCAUGGACUACUUCACCAAGUGGGUGGAAGCAGCAUCUUAUUCAACAGUAACAAAGAAAGUGGUCACAGAUUUUGUGCACAAAAACAUCAUAUGUCGAUUUGGUAUCCCAGAAUCAAUCAUAACAGACAAUGGGGCUAAUUUGAAUAGCCACUUGAUGAAAGACAUAUGUGCGCAGUUCCGAAUCACUCAUCGGAAUUCAACCGCAUACCGGCCACAAAUGAAUGGAGCUGUGGAAGCCGCCAACAAAAACAUCAAGAAGAUCCUCAGAAAGAUGAUUGAUAACAACAAAGACUGGCAUGAACAACUGCCAUAUGCAUUACUGGGAUAUCACACUACUGCCAGAACUUCAAUUGGGGCCACUCUAUACCUGUUGGUGUAUGGCACCGAAGCAGUAAUACCAGCUGAAGUUGAAAUCCCUUCACUUUGA
Messenger RNA from Lycium ferocissimum, 522 nucleotides. RefSeq lists its product as uncharacterized. Lineage: Eukaryota; Viridiplantae; Streptophyta; Magnoliopsida; Solanales; Solanaceae. The record is from RefSeq and is a predicted model, not a curated record. The transcript has a single exon. Gene Ontology annotation, biological process: DNA integration. Bases 1 to 522 code for a protein of 173 amino acids. Gene Ontology annotation, molecular function: nucleic acid binding.